Molecule: messenger RNA, 1446 nt
Organism: Leptonychotes weddellii (Weddell seal)
Lineage: Eukaryota; Metazoa; Chordata; Mammalia; Carnivora; Phocidae
Source: RefSeq, a predicted model, not a curated record
AUGGGGACUCUCUUUGGGCUUUUUUGUGUCUUCCAGUACGGCCGAACUCCUCUGCACCUUGCGGCCAACAACGGGAUUCUGGACGUGGUCCGCUACCUCUGUCUGGCGGGCGCCAACGUGGAGGCCCUGACCUCGGAUGGGAAGACAGCAGAAGAGCUUGCUAAAUCAGAACAGCACGAACAUGUAGCAGGUCUGCUUGCAAGACUCCGAAAGGAUGCUCACCGGGGACUCUUCAUCCAGCAACUGCGCCCCACGCAGAACCUCCAAUCCAGAAUCAAACUGAAGCUGUUUGGCCACUCGGGCUCUGGGAAAACCACCCUGGUGGAGUCUCUCAAGUGUGGGCUGCUGAGAAGUUUCUUCAGGAGACGCCGGCCCAGACUCUCUUCCACCAACUCCACCAGGUUCCCGCCCUCACCCCUGGCAUCCAAGCCCGCAGUGUCCGUGAGCAUCAGCAACCUGUACCCGGGCUGUGAGCACGUGAGCGUGAGGAGCCGCAGCAUGAUGUUCGAGCCGGGCCUCACCCGAGGGACCCUGGAGGUGCUGGUGGCCCCGCCCCAGCACCCACACUGCGCAGCUGACGACCAGUCCACUAAGGCCAUCGACAUCCAGAACGCUUAUCUGAACGGAGUCGGUGAUUUCAGCGUGUGGGAAUUCUCUGGAAAUCCUGUAUACUUCUGCUGUUAUGACUACUUUGCCGCAAACGACCCCACGUCCAUCCACGUCAUUGUUUUCAGUCUGGAAGAACCCUACGAGAUCCAGUUGAACCAAGUGAUCUUCUGGCUGAAUUUCCUGAAGUCUCUUGUGCCCGUUGAAGAACCCAUCGCCUUCGGCGGCAAGCUGAAGAACCCGCUGCAUGUCGUCCUGGUGGCCACCCACGCCGACAUCAUGAACGUGCCUCGGCCGGCUGGAGGCGAGUUCGGAUAUGACAAGGACACGUCCUUGCUCAAGGAGAUCAGGAACAGGUGAGGGCGUCGCUGGUGGCAGGGGCCAUCCCACAGAGCUCACAGACACAGAGGAAGGGAUUGGAGGCCUCCUUUGCUUGGUUGGCUUUUGUGGUAUCGUUUUUAUUUUUAUCAAAACAUUGAAAACAUAACAGAUGCAACAGAAGUAAAGAGCACGGGAUAAAAAACAACAAACUAUGCACUUCUUUCCUCACCUCCCAGUACCACUGCCCAGGGGGAGCUUCUGGUAGGGGUUUCAUGCAUUGAUUUUCCACUUUCUGGAGGCAGCUCUAGUUGACAGGUAACAUUAUCUACUUAACAUCCACAUCGUGGUGAUUUGACGUCCGCGGCGCCCAUCUAGCUAGUUAGCGCAUCCAUCACCUUCCAACUCUCUCUCUUUUCUCCUUAUUUCUUUUUAUUAUUUUUUGGUGAGAAUGUUUCUCACCCCAAAAUGUUUAAGUUCAACCCUUAGCAAGGGGCGCCUGGGUGGCUCAGUCGUUAAGCG